CUUGUAUCACUUUAAGUUUUCAUCGUCAACAACGGGAAAAAUGCCCAAAUUUGUACCGAGGCAGAGAAAACAUAGAGUCCUUGCCCGCCAGAAGGCACAGGAAAAUGGCGGCCAAGAUGGAGGAGCUGCACCUCCACAACUCGACAGCAAUGCGCUAGAGAUACUCCCAGACGCCCAGAAAGAAGUUCGUGAAGCUAAGAGGGCUCAGCUGAGAGAGGAAUUGAAUGGUCAAGUCAAAGUGAGCGGCAAGAAGGCCAAACGACUUGAGAAGUACAUCGAAAACAAGCUCAAGAAGGAUGAGAAUCGAGUUCUGUUAGCUGAAUUAGCUAAGAAUAAGAUCGAUACUACUUUGUUCUCAAGUAGUCGGACUCUCGGCCAGGGAAAAGAGACGAAGCGCCAGGCUCUUAGCCGUGCUUUCAGGGAGAGGCAAGCUGGUAUUAAUCAAGGUCAUGACGAUGUUCUUUUUGAAGAAAGACAUAUCCCGGCAAGCGAUGAGUUUGACGACGAUGACGAGGCGCAAUCGAAGAUCAGUCAUUCUACUGGACGAAACGGUGGAAUGAUGCAAAAUGGCUCCAGUGUAAGCGAUGCUAAUAAUGCGCCACCCGAGAAACCUGCGGUAACAGUGGGAUCCGGAUUAAAACGUCCCUUGGAGCUCGAUGAUGAGGGGCGGCCAGUCAUACAGAAGAGACAGAAACGCGGUGGCGUAAAAUCAAAAUUAUCCAUGAAACCGCAACUUAUACAAGCCGAACUCACUCCUGACGAUUCAGAUGAGCAACAAAAUGGUAAUGGCGACGAGUGGAAUGGUUUUAGCUCUGACGCCUCUGCCCACGAAUCAGCUGACUCUCAGAAUUCAUCUGAAGAAGCUGAAGAUGAGUCUUCAGAUCAAGAGUCUAGCAGCGAGGAAGAGUCGUCCGAAGAGGAGGGUGGUUCGAAGAAGAGAUCUUCCGCCUUCAAAGCUUGGGCUCAUGGGCAACGAAAUGCGGCUCUUGGUUACCAACCGGUGGACAGCAGUAAUUCGGUUCUUAAUAUUACAGUUCCUAAGGAUUUCAAACCGCGUCCGCUGGAACAAGAUCCUCUACCCCUUGAAUUACUUCCGACGAAGGAUAAUAGCAGAAAGGCUUUUAGUGUCUCAGUUCAGAGGACACCUAAGAUUCAAGAAGAACGACUCAAGUUACCAGUCGUGGCCGAGGAGCAAAAGAUUAUGGAAGCCAUCCACAACAAUAAUGUGGUAUUGAUAUGCGGUGCGACUGGUUCAGGAAAAACGACUCAGGUUCCUCAAUUCUUAUUUGAAGCCGGUUAUGGAUCUCCUAACUCGCCCACACCCGGAAUGAUCGGGGUGACACAGCCACGAAAAGUCGCUGCAGUCAGUAUGUCGAAACGAGUCGGACAAGAACUUGGCGAUCGAUCAGAAACUGUUGCAUACCAAAUUCGGUUCGAGGGCACAGUGGAUGAGAAGACGGCUGUGAAGUUUAUGACAGAUGGCGUACUACUUCGUGAAGUUGCCAAUGACAUUGCUCUUCGCAAGUAUUCCGCCGUCAUCAUCGACGAAGCUCAUGAGAGGAGUGUUAACACGGACAUUCUCAUUGGAAUGCUUAGUCGAGUUGUUAAGUUACGAGAGGAAUUGUCACAAGAAGGCGCUAAAAUAACCCCGUUGAAAUUAAUUAUUAUGUCGGCUACGUUACGGGUAGACGAUUUCGUAAAAAACAAGACAUUAUUCCCCCUACCGCCACCGAUUCUCAACGUCGAGGGGCGCCAACAUCCAGUUACUAUGCAUUUCUCUAGACAGACACGCCAUGAUUACGUUGAUGAAGCUUUCAAGAAGAUAAUGAGAGGCCAUCGUAAACUCCCGCCUGGAAGUUUCCUCGUCUUUCUUACCGGGCACGAUGAGAUACAAAGGUUGAGUAAAAAGCUCAGGACCGAAGCUGGUGCUCUGAACCCUAUUGCCUAUCCUAAGGUUCGAAUAUCCGCCAACGAUGCGCCGUUGGAAGUUGAGGAUAUCGACUUUGGCGAAACUAAUGAAGUAGCAAAUGGCGAUGACGGCCUACCAUUUAUUGAUGAUUAUGAGGAAGAUAACGAAUCCGAAGAUGAUGCCGAAUUCGACGUUGCGGACGAAGCUGGAACGGGGCCUCUGAAGAUGCAUAUUCUUCCGCUAUACUCGCUCCUACCGACAAGGGAGCAGAUGCGUGUGUUUGAUGAUCCACCAGAAGGCUCGCGCGCGAUCAUACUUGCAACUAAUAUCGCCGAGACCAGUUUGACUAUACCUGGCAUUCGUUAUGUUUUUGAUAGUGGGAGGUCAAAAGAACGAAAGUACAAUAGAGACACCGGAGUGCAAAGCUAUGAGAUAAGUUGGAUUAGCAGAGCUAGCGCAAACCAGAGAGCUGGACGUGCUGGCCGAACUGGACCAGGUCAUUGCUACAGGCUCUAUUCCUCCGCGGUAUUUGAACGGGACUUCCCUGAGUUUGCUGAUCCCGAAUUGCUGAGAAUGCCCAUCGAAGGUGUGGUACUACAGCUCAAGGCAAUGCGGAUACACCAUGUAGUUAACUUUCCCUUUCCGACGCCACCCGAUCGAAUGAGUCUUACAAAGGCAGAGAAGUUACUCCAAUAUCUCUCAGCGACCACAGAAACUGGGCAGGUAACUCAGAUCGGUUCGACAAUGGCCAAAUUCCCGCUGCCACCUCGAUUUGCACGAAUCCUUCUAAUUGGACAUUUGCAUGAGUGUCUUCCCUACACCGUCGCCCUUGUCGCGGGACUUUCUGUCGCACAAGUGUUUAUUCCGGAGAACCAAGUAAUACCAACUCUAUCUACAGACAACGAGCAAGACUUCCGCACCAACCAAGACGUAGUCGCAGAAACCCAGCAGACCCAACUGCGACGGAAAUACAACGAAGUCCACCGCAACUUCUGCUCUCUGGACGACAGCUCCGACGCCAUGAAACUCCUGCAAGCGGUCGGGGAGUUCGCGCACGAUCCUACGGAGGGCUGGUGCAAGGACCACUUCGUGCUGUUCAAAUCGCUCCAAGAAGCGCAGAAACUGCGCCGCCAGCUCACGAGCCUGCUCCAGAAAGACAUCCCCGCGUUUGCGAACCUGGUCUUCAGAGAUAAGCUCGACCGCCCUAGCCCGAAGCAGGUCACGGCCCUGAAGCAGAUGGUAGCCGCGGGCUUCAUCGACCAAGUCGCCAUACGCGCGGACCUCUCCCCGUCGCCGCCGGAACUCUACCGCAAGCCGCGCCGCGCCAUCGACGUCCCGUACGCUCCCCUCCAACCCAUAAACGCGGACUCGCGCGACCCGCUCGACGGCCUUGUGUACAUCCACCCGUCGUCCUGCCUUGCGCACCGCAGCCCGCAGGAGUGUCCCGAGUUCAUCGUGUACUCGAAUCUUCAACGCGCCUCCCCUUCUUCCUCCUCCUCAUGGUCUUCUAAACCCAAGACGCGGAUGCUCGCCCUGACCGACGUUUCCGGAGCCCAGCUCGCGGGUAUCGCGAAGGGGACGCCGCUCCUGACCUACGGGAAGCCCAUCAAGGAGGUUGUGACGUCGUCCUCGACGAGGGAGUGCUGGGUCGUGCCGUACCUGAGGGCUGAGAAGACGGGGGGUCUGGGCUGGCCGCUGCCCGUGAAGAAGAUCUUGCAGAAGAGGGUUCCUGGGAAGGGGUGGGUUACUGAGUGAAGAGCGGGGAUUGCUAUAGCCUAGAAAGGGGGAAGUGGGUAUUGGCUUUAGGUUCUGUUGGAAUAUGAAAAGGGCAUAGCUGACUACGGCGUUGGCGGAUUGGUAAACGAGUAUAAUAAUAUACUCACUUCUCAGUCUUUUUGAUAAUAGGCAUCUUUUUUCUUCGUGCCAAUCAAUACUAAUAAUUACUAGAGGAUCAUAGAUAACUUCGUCUUAGUAGGGCUUACCUAUAGAACUACUCCUGGAUAUAGCCGAAUUCACGUAACUGGAGGCCAUACACUAUACAAUCAACGGAAUCAAUUAUCA
This is a messenger RNA of Annulohypoxylon truncatum, 3970 nucleotides long. RefSeq names its product P-loop containing nucleoside triphosphate hydrolase protein. The record is from RefSeq and is a predicted model, not a curated record. Gene Ontology annotation, molecular function: RNA binding; ATP binding; ATP hydrolysis activity. Gene Ontology annotation, cellular component: intracellular anatomical structure; nucleolus. Bases 41 to 3664 code for a protein of 1207 amino acids. Gene Ontology annotation, biological process: maturation of SSU-rRNA from tricistronic rRNA transcript (SSU-rRNA, 5.8S rRNA, LSU-rRNA). The transcript has a single exon. NCBI's taxonomy places the organism in Eukaryota, Fungi, Ascomycota, Sordariomycetes, Xylariales, Hypoxylaceae.